Drosophila ananassae is the source of this 629-nucleotide messenger RNA. RefSeq lists its product as uncharacterized. Bases 81 to 557 code for a protein of 158 amino acids. Lineage: Eukaryota; Metazoa; Arthropoda; Insecta; Diptera; Drosophilidae. The transcript is spliced from 3 exons. The record is from RefSeq and is a predicted model, not a curated record.
CAUAUGGAUUUACUUCAGUUAUUUUGUAUUAUUCUCUGUUUUGAUAUCUAAAUUACCGUAAGCAAGAAAAAUUGUUGAGAAUGUCGAAUGUUCAUAAACCGAGCUUUAAUAAAAUCUGGGAUCUUGGCGAAUGGGACUCUCAGGCCAUUCAGCAUUAUAAAUCCAUAUCAAGUAUUCAAAAGGAACUGCGUCGCGGCAAUUGGGAAUAUCUUUGUCGGCAUCCCGAGAUUCGAGCCAUAAUCCGGGUUAUAUUGCAUCAAGCUCUGAAUGCUAAGCCCCAGCCCACCGAUAUCCGGAAAUUUGUGGCCGACUUUUUUAAUUGUUGCCGAACCCCAAUGCUAGUGCCAAUGAUAAAUAAUCAAGUUAAGUAUGUUAAGGAGCAACUACGGAUGGGCCGUUGGAGUAAGUUUGAUGCCGAGAUGCUGUUCAUGGAGAGUCCUUCCACACACUCGCUCCUUUCGACGGCAUCGGAGGGAGGUAAUGUGCAUCCGGUUCUCACGUAUGCACUGGUUUUCAAAAAGCCUGACGAAUGCGGCAUUGAGAAGCCUCCUUUCUAGAAUCACUCACGAAAUUCUGUUAAUCAAAUUUCUGGUCUUCAAUAAAAAGAAAAGUGCUUAAAGCAACAUAAA